AUGCCAGCGCACCCUGUGCAGCAGCAAGCGGCCGAGUGGCGCGAAGCCGCUGAGGCGCUGCUCUCCAGCCCCACGCUGCGCGAGGCGCCGCUGAGCCCUCAAGAGCUGUCAAUGGUGACCGACGCGGUGGCCCAGGCGCUCGCGCGCACCGCUGCUUCGCCGUCGCGCCUGGCCACUGAGCUGGCGCAGCAGCAGCAGGAGUGGCAGCAGCUGCGAGGGCAGCAGCAGCUGCAACAGCAGCAGCAGCAGCAGCAGCAGCAGCAGCAGCAGCAGCAGCAGCAGCAGCAGCUGAGGGAGCAGCAGCAGCUGCAGGAAGAGCAGCGGCUGCGAGAAGAGCUGCAGCUCCAAGAGCAGCAGCUGCAGGAGCAGCAGCGACUGCAACAGCAGCAGCCGCAUCAGGAGCAGCAGCCGCAGCAGAGCCAGCAGCAGCUGCAGCUGCAGCAGCAAAACGUCCCCGCCAUCGCCGUGACGGCGUCGUUCUCCGACCUUCUGGGCGCCAGCAGCGCCGCCCAGGCCGCCCUCGUCGCGCGCUUCGGCGCGCAGGGCCGCCUGGCGGCCGUCGCCGCGCCGCCGCCCAGCCCGCAGACGCGGCCUGCGUCGAGCGGGGCCUCUCCGAGCUCACCAGGCACUCCCCUGGUGCUGGCGGGCGGCAGAGCGCCCACAGGGACGCCGGAGCAGGCACCCAACCCUCCGGCCGACCCGGCCCCCGACGCAGCGGCGGCCGCCGACGCGCUGGCCGGCGCGCGGCGCCGCUUUGCCGGCCGUGAGUCGGGCGGGGGCGCGGGGUGCGGGCUGUUGGCUCGGGAGCUCGAGUGGAUGCUGCAGGGGGACGCCGGGGCACAGACGAAUUUCGCACUUUCGAGCCCCGUGCCGGCCCAGCGCGAGCGGCCGCAUCAGGCAGGGGGGUUGGAGGACGGCGUCUCCGCUGCCGCGCUCCAUUCAGGGCGCCUGAUCAGUGGCGGCGGGAAGGCUAGAGGCAGCAGCUGCGGCGUCGGGGCCGGAAGCAGCGGCGGCUACGCAGCUGCAGCCGCAGCCGCGGCUGCUUCCGCCGCCGUUGCCGCCGCUGCUGACGAGGUGCCUGGCUACAGUCAAUAUGUAAUCUCUUGUGAUAGCGCCACCGGCUCAGAGCAGCACCGCGCGCCGGCCCUGGCGCCGCUCCCGCGCGGCGCACCGCCGUCCGCCGCUGGCGUGCAGCAGCAGGAGCAGCAGUGGUCGUUUUCCGGGGGGACGCCCCACGCGCGGCCCGGCUCCUUUGGUGACUCCUGCGACUCACAGGGCCGGCCAUUCUCCCUGCUUGCCGGCUCCAUGGCCGCGCGCCCCCCACCCGCCGCCGCCCGCGCGCC
Molecule: messenger RNA, 1343 nt
Organism: Monoraphidium neglectum
Lineage: Eukaryota; Viridiplantae; Chlorophyta; Chlorophyceae; Sphaeropleales; Selenastraceae
Exons: 3
Biological process (GO): positive regulation of cytokinesis
Cellular component (GO): centrosome; microtubule; spindle pole
Source: RefSeq, a predicted model, not a curated record